AUGGCAUCUACCACCCACCUCGACCUUAAGCCAACCUUGGCUCGCCUCCCUCCUCCACCGCCAGCAGACCUGCGAUCUCAAGUCCAGACACUUCUCCGCGAUCCGAGUUCCAAGGUUCCCAUCCUGGUCGCCCUCGAUGACGACCCGACAGGCACCCAGACCUGCCACGAUAUCAAUGUGCUCACCGUCUGGGACACGCCGACCCUCGUGUCCGAGUUCCGCGCCACGAGCAGCGGCGGCGGCUUCUUCAUCCUUACCAACUCGCGCGCUCUUCACCCGGGACCCGCUCGAGCCCUGAUCACCGAAAUAUGCGCAAACCUCAAGGUGGCAUCGGCCGAGACGGGAACGCCCUUUGAGAUUGUCCUCCGCGGUGACAGCACCCUCCGUGGCCACUUCCCCCUCGAGGCCGAGGCCGCCGAGGACGUGCUCGGUGUAGCCGACGCAUGGCUACUCUGCCCGUUCUUCUUGCAAGGUGGGCGGUACACCAUUGACGAUGUACAUUAUGUGGCCGAGGGGGAGGUGCUCGUGCCAGCGGCAGAGACGCCGUUUGCCAAAGACGCCACCUUUGGGUACAAGAGCUCGAAUCUGAGAGACUACGUGGUUGAGAAGAGCAAGGGGGUAAUUCCUCAAGAGAAGGUCACAAGUCUCAGUCUUGAUACCAUCAGGAACGGUGGCCCCGGCAAGGUGCUGGAGCAGCUCAAGAGUGUAGCCAAGGGAACCGUCAUCGUUGUUAAUGCAGCUGCCGAGGCGGAUGUUGAUGUGGUUAUUCUCGCGCUCCUCAAAGCUGCCACCGAUGGCAAACGGUUCCUGUUCCGGACCGGAGCUGCUUUUGUAUCUGCGCGCCUUGGUAUUGCACCUAUCCCGCCCAUUUCAGCCAAGCAACUCAACCUUUCUGGAGCUGUUGGUGGGCUCAUCAUAGCUGGAUCAUACGUACCGAAAACGACAGCACAGCUAGAUGUGUUGAGGACAAAGAGUGGAAACAAUCUGAAAAGUGUGGUGAUUGAUGUGCGAACACUGCUGAAGUCGGAAGACAGCGCCAGAGACGAGAUGGCAAAAGCUGUCAAGACUGCCGAGGAGGAAAUCCAACUUGGUCAAGAUGUGCUGGUAAUGACGAGCCGUGAAUUGAUCAUUGGUGAUGACGAGACCCAGAGUUUGGACAUAGGCUCCACUGUAGCCAAGGCAUUGGUGUCGUUCCUUGUCGACCUCAAGACGAAACCACGCUAUGUCAUUGCAAAAGGAGGCAUCACAUCGUCGGAUAUGGCUACCAAAGGCUUACGGAUGAAGAAGGCGGCUAUUGUAGGUCAAGCUGCUCCCGGUGUUCCUCUCUGGCGCUGCGACGAGCCAACGGCCAAAUGGCCAGGUCUGCCAUAUGUAGUGUUUCCAGGUAAUGUCGGCUCCAAUGAUACCUUGUACGAGGUUGUAGAUGGUUGGAGAGUAUAG
Pestalotiopsis fici W106-1 is the source of this 1440-nucleotide messenger RNA. RefSeq lists its product as uncharacterized. NCBI's taxonomy places the organism in Eukaryota, Fungi, Ascomycota, Sordariomycetes, Amphisphaeriales, Sporocadaceae. The record is from RefSeq and is a predicted model, not a curated record. The transcript has a single exon. Bases 1 to 1440 code for a protein of 479 amino acids.